AUGAGGCAAAUAAAUCUAGAGCGAAACACACUGGCACGUCUUAGAAAAAGAAAAGGCUGUCAUGGGCUCCUGGUCAUUCUAACUGAUGAAGCUGCCCUUGUGCUGCCAACCGAAUACCGUACAUGUGUCCGCGCCGGGCCGCCGGAGACAGUUUACAUUUCCGACUGCCGACUUGACUCCUCACGCAUGUCAAAGCCCCCCCCGACUGAGUAUCCGUUCACUGCUGACGAAUAUCAGGCAAUCCAGAAUGCUUUGCAAAGGCGUUUGGGACCGGAAUACAUCAGUCAACGUCCAGCAGGCGGGGGGCAAAAGGUCUGCUACAUUGAAGGUCACAGGAUUGUCAACCUCGCUAAUGAAGUCUUUGGUUAUAAUGGAUGGUCCCAUUCUAUCACACAACAAAAUGUUGAUUUUGUGGAUCUCAUUAAUGGAAAAUUUUAUGUCGGUGUUAGUGCAUUUAUUAAGGUCCAACUCAAGGAUGGAUCUUUCCAUGAAGAUGUUGGCUAUGGAGUGAGUGAGGGACUGAAAUCCAAGGCACUCUCACUGGAGAAAGCCAGAAAGGAAGCAGUCACUGAUGGAUUAAAGCGAUCUCUGAAAUCCUUUGGCAAUGUCUUGGGUAAUUGUAUUCUGGAUAAAGAGUAUCUGCAACUAGUCAAUAAGCUACCCAGACAGAAAUCAGAUUUUCACUUGGCUGAUGCUAAAAGAAGGGACAAUGAACCUUUAGUGCAGAAAGCCAGAUACAGCAGCAUGUUACAGGCUCAGAUGCAACCUCCAUCUACUCUUACUUCACAUUCUCCACAAGAUGUUAAAGAAGAGUUAUCUGAAACGAAGGAAGUUCUGAUACAAGGAAACUGCAACUUCUCACGAAGUAGAGAUCACAGCACUGACCAAACAACCGUGCCACAGGAGCAGGAGUUGGAUCCCACAUACCAACGGAAACUUCGACAGAAGCAACUCCAACAAGAGUUCAGAGAACAGAUGGCAAAAAAAAGCAAGACACAACCACAGAAUACUGACAGUUCCAGAACACAAGCAAACACCCACCCAGAGAAGUCUAAAUCAACACCACAGUUGAAUCACAGCACACCAGUCAGCUAUGAAGGAAACUUUGCCGAAGACAAAUUCCUAGUUGAUGAUCCUGAAUUCUGGGAUAUCCCUCUGGAUGGUGGUGGUAUUGACAAUAAAUCAAAUGCCCCUUACCAAGGACAAGUUCCGUCUACACCUCCUGUAGGCCAGCACCAAAUGAUGACACGGAGCAGAACACCACAAAGGAUAAAUUCUCACGAACAACCACACAAUGCAUACCAACUUGGCCUAAUGAGGUCCAGUCCUUGCCGACUGGGACAGUUCAUGAAGAAACGAAGAUUGGAACCUACUUGAAAAGAACAAAACAUAACAAACAACAUUGUAUUUCAACAGACAUACCUACGUUAUUGUAUGGCUGGGUUUUUUAAAUGUUGUGGAGAAACAUCCAGAGUAAAGUGCAGGGCUUUUAAGGGAAA
Molecule: messenger RNA, 1499 nt
Organism: Hemiscyllium ocellatum (epaulette shark)
Lineage: Eukaryota; Metazoa; Chordata; Chondrichthyes; Orectolobiformes; Hemiscylliidae
Gene: rad52
Product: RAD52 homolog, DNA repair protein
Exons: 11
Coding region: 1-1377 (458 amino acids)
Biological process (GO): DNA recombinase assembly; double-strand break repair via single-strand annealing; double-strand break repair via homologous recombination
Cellular component (GO): nucleus
Source: RefSeq, a predicted model, not a curated record